AGACGGCGAAGAAGACAGCAGAUAGUCUACUGGAAACUCACAGGAAGAAAAAUAAGUCAACGGAAGUGAAGUGACCAAGAACAAUUUCCACGUUAGCGUUUUUAUUUAGACGUUUAUUAAAACCCUGGAACUUAAAGACUAAUUUAACUGCACAUCAUCAUAUACUUACCGCAUGUAAUGUCUAAUUCGGGUUAAGGACUUGGUUGAUAGAUGUUAUCUAGGUAAUGCUAGCUAACUGCUAACAAUGGCUAACUGUAUGGUUUUUCACACUCAAAUAGCCUCCAUCAUGGAGGUGCUAGCAAAUGCUGCGGUGACAGAGAUCUGCAAACUCGUAGACGACGACUAUGCAGUGCUUCGUUUGGAAAUAAGUCAAAGCCAGAAAGAAAACAGGGCAUUGCGGAGGAAACUACUGGAACUGAAGGUGGCACGGGAGCGCGCAGAGAGAACAACACGAGAGCGCGUCCUCGCCAGUCGACCCAGUAGUGUCAAGAUCCUCGACCGAUACAGAGGAAUGGCAAGAGGUGAAGAACAUGUCACUGGAGGACACAGGAUCUUUGUGAAGCCAGUGGGACAUAAUACACUGAGCGAUGAUAAACCAAUCACUGUUGAUGAGGGGAGUGGAACCUCAACCCAGCACAUUAUCAUGAUAGAGUCUGCAGAGGUUGCAUGUCUUGGGGUCAAGCACGAGAUGUCUGAAGGAGAGGAGGACCCACGGCACAGCAGAGACAUCCAGACUGGAGAGACUGGACCACCCCUUGUAGCCAUGGAGGACCCCACCACCACCCCAGCACAGCCCAGGAUCAGAAGCAGCAUCACGGAGGUCAGUGGAAGGCCAGAUGCCGUCCUCAAGUCAGAGACAGACACCAAGACUUUAACUGUAACACAAAGGCAUUUACACAGAGAGAGACAGGGGCUGGGGAGGCUGGGCUGUCCUCCUGCUCCCAGCUCAGAGUAUUUACUUUACGAUAACCCGAGCCCGGUUCAUUCCCAUCGAGACUCAGGUGACGAGACUGGCAAUGAACCGUCUUGUUCUUACACUACAGAGAUGGACCCUGGCACGCCAUUGGGUUUAGAGACACAAACUGGUCCAUCUAGAGGUGAUUGGGACCGGUACAGUAGUAGUGUAUACUCUGAAGGGUGCCUAGAUAAGAAAGGGGAGGGUCUGAUCGUAGAUGAUGUGAAAGUGGAGGGCGAUGUUCCUCCCACAUGGAAUGCAGAUAGUCACCUUGGAGACGGACACUCACAAGGCAGAGAUUUCUUAGACAGCAGGGAAAGCUUAAAGACAAAUCUAAAUGUCGCAACCCACUCCUCCUUACAAGCGUUCAGAGAUCGCGACCCAGUGUCCACGUCGAUGGGGCCUUCUGAUUCACACGGCCGCGUUCUUUUCGAUCAGGUAUUGAACUCAAACGACCGGGCUAGAGCCCAGGCUCAGGGAGGGGGAGCUACAUCAGGCAAUAGUAAAGAGAAAAGGUUCCUCUGCAUGUUCUGUAACAAAGGCUUCAGUUGCUCCCAAAAGGUGGAGAUCCACCAGAGGGUCCACACAGGGGAGAAACCUUUUAGCUGUACCCAGUGUCACAUGCGCUUCGCAGAGGCUGGCAACCUGAAGAGGCACCAGAGGGUCCACACAGGGGUGAAACCAUUCAGCUGUACCCAGUGUCACAUGCCCUUCGCCCAGGCUGGCAGCCUGAAGAGACACCAGAGGGUUCACACAGGAGAGAAACCCUUUAGCUGCUCUCAGUGUGAGAAGAGGUUCUCACGCCAGCACCAGCUUAAGAUCCACCUGAAGGUCCACACAGGAGAGAGACCAUUUACCUGUACGCACUGCGGAAAGAGGUUCUCAGAAAGGAGCUGCCUCAGGAUACACCAGCAGAAAAACCAUUCCACUCUAUAACAUAGGAAGUAACCAUUCCACCCAAUAUCUGAUGUUGAGAUUUCAGCAUUUAAUAUUCCUGGGUAGAAUAUUACAUCCAGACAUGGUGUAAAAUACAGUAUAAGGCAUAUAUAUACAGUGCCUUCAGAAAGUAUUCACACCCCUUGGCUUUUUCCACAUUUUGUUGUUACAAAGUGGAAUUAAAAUGGAUUUAAUUGUGCUUUUUUUGUCAAUGAUCCACACAAAAUGGAAUUUCUUACAUUUGUUUAAAAAAAGAAAAAUAACACGAUCUUUAUUAGCUUAGUAUUCAACCCUCCGAGUCAAUACAUGUUAGAGUCACCUUUGGCAGCGUAAUCGCUGUAAGCCCUUUCCACACCUGGUUUGUGCAACGUGUGCCGAUUUUAUUCUUCUCAAAAUUCGUCAAGUUCUGUCAAAUUGGUUAUUGAUCAUUGCUCGACAACAAUUUCAGGUCCUUCGCUCCAUUCUGUUAUUUUUUUAAAAAUCCUGAUAAACUCCCCAGUCCUUAACGAUUACAAGCAGACAUAAGCCUAGGAAGAGUAGUGUGAAUAUUGUAUAUAUGUUUUUAUAAUUUUGAUUGUUUCUUUUUGCAUUUUUAUAUUUUAGUUUUGGCUGCUCUAGGGUUUGAUCACUAUAUCCUGUGGUCUUGACUCUUAAAGUUGCAGGAUCGUAAAUGAAGUAUUUUGGCUUGCUGGCUGUUUGUUUAAUCUGUUUGGAAAUAUUACAACAAGGACUGCAUGCUGUGUCCAGAGGUAACAGAGGAAGUUCCAGUGAAAGCUCCUAACCAAGGGGUUGAAUACUUAGUGUCAAGAAAAAGUUUGUUAACCCUUUGGAAAUACCUGAAUUCCUGCAUAAAUUGGUCAUAAAAUUAGAUCUGAUCUUCAUCUAGGCCACAACAAUAGACAAAUGGUCUGCUUAAACUAAUAACACACAAACAAUUAUACGUUUUCAUGUCUUUGAGCACAGUGUAAAUAUUCACAGUGCAGGGUGGGAAAAGUGAAGCCUUGGAUUUAAUAACUGGUUGACCAUCCUUUGGCAGUUUUCUGUAGUUGUGGAUCAGAACUGCACAAUGGUCAGAAGGAAUUUUUCACCAUUCCUCUUUACAAAACUGUUUCAGUUCAGCAAUAUUCUUGCGGUGUCUGGUGUGAACUGCUCUCUUGAGGUCAUGACACAGCAUCUCAAUCAGGUUGAGGUCAGGACUCAGGUCAGGCAUAUUUUCAUCUGUUGAAGCAAUUCUGUUGUUGAUUUACUUCUGUGUUUUGGGUCGCUGUCCUGUUGCAUCACCCAACUUCUGUUGAACUUCAAUUGGCAGACAGCCUAACAUUCUCCUACAAAAUGUAUUGAUAAACUUGGGAAUUCAUUUUUCCAUUGAUGACAGCAAGCUAUCCAGGACCUGAGGCAGCCCCAAACCAUGAUGAUCCCUCCACCAAACUUUACAGUUGGGAUGAGGUUUUGAUGUUGGUGUGCUGUGUGUUACUUCCAAACAACUCAACUGUAGUUUCAUCUGUCCACAUAAUAUUUUGCCAGUAGCGCUGUGGAACAUCCAGGUGCACUUUUGCAAACUUCAGACGUGCAGCAGAUUUUUUUGGACAGCAGGGACUUCUUACGUGGUGUCCUCCCAUGAACACAAUUCUUGUUUAGUUUUUUACUUAUCGUAGACUAGUCAACAGAGAUGUUCCAGAGAUUUCUGUAAGUCUUUAGCUGACACUAGGAUUCUUCUUAACCUCGUUGAGCAUUCU
Messenger RNA from Oncorhynchus masou masou (cherry salmon), 3627 nucleotides. Its product is annotated as zinc finger protein 2-like. Gene Ontology annotation, biological process: regulation of DNA-templated transcription. NCBI's taxonomy places the organism in Eukaryota, Metazoa, Chordata, Actinopteri, Salmoniformes, Salmonidae. The coding region runs from base 245 to 1891 and encodes 548 amino acids. Gene Ontology annotation, molecular function: RNA polymerase II cis-regulatory region sequence-specific DNA binding; DNA-binding transcription factor activity, RNA polymerase II-specific. The record is from RefSeq and is a predicted model, not a curated record. The transcript has 3 exons.